GGGGGCAAUGGGGUUCAAUACUGGUCAAUGGGGUUCAAUGGGUGUCAAUGGUGCUCACUGGGGUCCCUGUCCCCCCCAGGCCGUGCAGCACCUGGUGUCUGUGGCUCAGCGCCUGGGUCGCCUGCAGCAGGAUUGUGGCCUCAGCACCAGCCCUGAGGACAUGGAGCAGGAGCUGAACUUCAGCUACAUGGACGUGGUGCUGGAGUGGGCACAAGGAGUGCCCUUCGCCUCCAUAGCCCUGCAUGGGCUGCAGGAGGGGUCUGUGGUCAGGUGCAUCCAGCGCCUGGAGGAGCUGUGCCGCGAGCUGCGCCAAGCGGCACACGUGGUGGGGGAGCCGGCGCUGGCAGCCAAGAUGGAGGCAGCCUCCAUGCUCAUCAAGAGGGACAUCGUCUUCGCCGCCAGCCUCUACACGCAAUAAAGGGACGUCAUCAAACGGCGACGGGCUCCGUGUGACGUCAUCUCCCGUCGCCCGCACCGGGAUCCCCUCCCCCCCCAUGAGCCGUCGCCGCCGGGACGGGAUCGAGGCCAAGAGGAGGCGACGGGAGGGCAGCCCUGGGGCAGUGGAGGCUGCCCUGGGGGCCCUGGGGGCCCUGUUCCCUAUAGGGCUCUUUGGGGACCUGCUGCCCCCCCUGGUCCUGCGUCACCAGCUCUACAGCAUCAUCAGCGACCGCACGGCCGUCGACCGGCACCUGGACAGGCUCCGGGCUGACGGGCGCAUCCGGCUGCUCCAUGUGGGGCUGGGAGCAGAUACACUGGGGGUGGUGUCCAUGGAGGCCUAUAGGGAGAAGGUGCUGGCAGGGGCCGCAGGGUCCCCCCGGGCCCCAUUGAUCCGGAGGUUCCUGGAUGGGGUCGUGGGCACCAGUACAGCACUGGGAUAUGAGGAGAGGGAACUGCGGGAAUGGGGCUUCGGAGACCGCGACGUCACGCAGCUGGUGGCCGCAGGGCUCCUCACUCUGCGGGAUGCUGGGAGCUGGUGGCUGUCGGUGCCGGGACUGGGACGCUUCAUCCGCGCCAUACUUAGGGGCCGUGGGGUGAUCCUGUCUCGCCUGCGCCGCUCGCGGCACCAGGAGCUGCUGCUGCAGGAGCUGCAGGAGAGCAGAGCUCCCCCCGGAGCCGCCAUCGGCCUCAGCUUCAUCCUGCAUGACCUGCUGGGGGCUCAGAUCCUCUGCAGCGUCCCCACGACCUCGGGUCCGAUGCUCCGAUUGGCUGAGCCCUGAGCGGCCCCUUCCCAUCAUGCAACGGGGCCCAGAGGACCAAAAGGGGGCGUGGCCUCCCCGGGGGGGGGGGUGGGGCCCACCUCAGCCCCUCC
Molecule: messenger RNA, 1309 nt
Organism: Melopsittacus undulatus (budgerigar)
Lineage: Eukaryota; Metazoa; Chordata; Aves; Psittaciformes; Psittaculidae
Gene: WHR1
Product: serine/threonine kinase 19
Exons: 9
Coding region: 243-1217 (324 amino acids)
Biological process (GO): protein phosphorylation; positive regulation of Ras protein signal transduction
Molecular function (GO): protein serine/threonine kinase activity
Source: RefSeq, a predicted model, not a curated record